Molecule: messenger RNA, 931 nt
Organism: Bolinopsis microptera
Lineage: Eukaryota; Metazoa; Ctenophora; Tentaculata; Lobata; Bolinopsidae
Exons: 4
Coding region: 75-818 (247 amino acids)
Source: RefSeq, a predicted model, not a curated record
UUGCUUUGUUUUCUGCUAUCAAACACAGUUAUCUAACCACUAUAAUCCUAAAUCUUGAAAAUAUAAUAUUUUCAAUGGGAUUCCAAAAAGCAAUCCAAACUGCUAUUAUUCGAAGAUGUUCUCGAGCAAGACGACCAGCCCCGCUCAACUCUUUAGGAAUAGAGCAAAGAAGAGAAAUAGCUCUUCAACAACUGGGGCAGCUGAUCGAGGAAAAGGACGCAUACAAAUGCCAAAUUUGGUUUGAAACGAACGAAAAAGGUGUCCUUAAAGACGAGAUUGAAAUCUUAACAACCGAGAACGACCUGCUCAAAGAAAAAGUAGAGCUUCUCGAAAAGGAAAAGUGGAGCCAAAAAGACAUAAUUUUUGGUCUAAGACGCCAGCUGGCUAAAGAGGAGCAAUCCUUUGAAACAUCGAGAUCACUAAUAUUACAAUCACGACUGAAUAGACAAGAGGACCUAACAGCCGCUACUAAAAGAGCAGAUGCUUUAGCGCGGGAGUUAGACCUAGCUAUGACGAGGGCUAAAGAAGAUUUAGCAGCUUACAAGGAUGAGAUUGAAAAUCUCAAAAAGGAUUUUGAGAUGAAAGCGUCAUCUAUAAACAAGGAGGUAAAAAAUGUGGAAUGUGCCCUUCAAGUCCAAGCUGAAUUCCAAGAUGCUUCAACUUUUACGACUGGCAGUACGGGUAUAUGCCUCACAGAAUGGCCAAAAAAAAGGAAGGUCUCUCAAAAUCACAAAACACACUUUAUUCUUUUGCAGCUGAUCUUUUUUGUUUUAUAUUUUAACUUCCUCUACUUCUCCCGGAGCUCUGUACUAUGUUAGCAGUACUGUGAAGACCACUGUGACCAGUACCGUGAAGAGCACUGUGAACGGUACUGUGAACGGUACUGUGAACAGUACUAUGAACGGUACCGUGAACGGUACUGUGACCAGUA